AUGAUUAGAAACUUAUUAGUUUUGCUUUCAACAAUUUUUGCAGUGGUUAAUGCAUUCAACAACCACAAUGAAAAUCAUGGUGGUUAUCCAACAUGGUUUUCUAAAUCUAAUCGUAUGUUGUUGUCUAACUUUAACGAUGUUGUUCAGCCCAAUGUAACGGUGGCUAAAGAUGGUAGUGGCCAAUUUAAAACCAUUACUGAAGCUAUUAACUCAUACCCAGUUAAAAAUCGACGAGAUAGAUUCGUCAUCUAUGUUAAAGCCGGUAUCUAUAACGAGUAUAUUACCAUUGCUAAGAACAAGAAUAACAUUCUCUUGUAUGGUGAUGGCCCUACAAAAACCAUUAUCACCGGAAGCAAGGCUCUCAACAAAGAAGGAACUGACAAAACAAUGGACACUGCUACCUUCUCCACCCUAGCCAAAGAUUUUACGGCUAAGUCGAUUACAUUUGAGAACACGGCUGGUCAUGACGCUGGCCCGGCAGCGGCACUUCACGUGAAAGGUGAUCGUUCGGCAUUUUUUGAUUGUGGAAUUCAUGGUUACCAAGACACAUUGUAUGUACACACACUCCGUCAAUUCUACCGCGAUUGUGAGAUCUCUGGAACCACUGAUUUCAUCUUUGGACAUUCAACUACCUUGAUCCAAAAUUCUAAAAUCAUUGUGAGAAAGCCAGGUCCAAACCACACCAACAUUGUGGUGGCAGAUGGAACAGCAACAAUGAAUGCGGUCACCGGAAUAGUCCUUCAAAAUUGCUCAAUCAUGCCAGAUAAUGAGCUUUACCCUACUAGGUUGACAGUGAAGACUUACUUAGCAAGACCAUGGAGGCCAUACUCAAGGGCAGUAUUUGUCAACAAUUUUAUGGGUGAUUUGAUUCAACCAGAUGGAUAUUCGAUUUGGGGUCCUAAUGAAACACACAUUGAAAACUGCUACUUUGCAGAAUUUGGUAGCACUGGACCAGGUGCCAAUUCUCAAGCAAGGGUUAAAUGGAGUAAAGGUCUUAUUAGUAAGGAAGAAGCUACUAAAUUCACUGCUCAACCGUGGCUCCAAGCUAACACUUGGUUGCCUGCCACUGGCAUUCCUUUCAGUUCUGACCUUGAAGCUUAA
Molecule: messenger RNA, 1101 nt
Organism: Trifolium pratense (red clover)
Lineage: Eukaryota; Viridiplantae; Streptophyta; Magnoliopsida; Fabales; Fabaceae
Product: pectinesterase 4-like
Exons: 2
Coding region: 1-1101 (366 amino acids)
Biological process (GO): cell wall modification
Molecular function (GO): pectinesterase activity; pectinesterase inhibitor activity
Source: RefSeq, a predicted model, not a curated record